AUGAUGAGGAAGAUGUUGGUGGUGGCGUUGCUUUUGAUCGUUGGUUCGGUGAGUGAGGCGAGUGCGGCCGCGACUGUGGCGCAGAAGUGCAGCAACCAGUUUCAGAAGGUGGCGGUGUGCCUGAACUACGUGACGGGGAAGGCGGACACGCCGACGAAGGAGUGCUGUGAGUCGGUGAAGGGUAUAAGGGACAGCGAGCCGGAGUGCUUGUGCUACGUCAUGCAGCAGGCCAACAGCGGCAGCGACGAGAUCAAGAAGAUGGGGAUCCAGGUGGCCAAGUUGCUUCAGCUCCCCACUGCAUGCAGCUUGAAAAACGCCAGCGCCAGCGACUGUCCUAAGCUUCUAGGCAUACCUGCUGGCUCACCAGAGGCUGCUAUCUUCAAUAAUAAUGCUUCAUCAACGGCCACUCCUUCUGCACCCGCCGGAAAAUCAGCACCGGUGAAGACCGGCGACUCUAAUGGAAUUACCAAGCCCGGACCCCACCAUGCCGGUCUGAUGGCAACGGCUGUGGCCAUCAUUUUCUUUACAUUCCCUGUUGUUGGAUCAAUCUCUAAUCUCUUUGUUUAA
Molecule: messenger RNA, 567 nt
Organism: Prunus armeniaca (apricot)
Lineage: Eukaryota; Viridiplantae; Streptophyta; Magnoliopsida; Rosales; Rosaceae
Source: the annotation of a GenBank genome assembly